AUGAAAAAAUCCAGCGGGACCAAGGCGCGAAAGGUGACGCCGCCGUCGCCGACCUACAUGUCCAACGAGCAAUUUGCCAAGUAUCUCUCCGACCUGCGUUCCAACCGCACGACACGACCUGGUGGAGCAAGGCCUCUGCCACCAUCCGGGGAGCGGUCGACAGCCUCACGCACGAGCCUCGGACGACACAGCAUGGACCCGCCGCCUCCGUCCCAACUUGCAGGCCAGACAAGUCAGUCGAGCCAGCGGCGGAUACCAUCGCAAGCCCCGAGUGUUGGCGCGGCCAGUGUCGCCUCUCGGUACUCCAUGUCAAGCUCCGGUGGGCGAGACUACUACCCAACCAGUCCCGUUGUGCCUGUGAAACCAUCUGAAGCAGUCCCAACAGCAACUUACAUGGAGCGCGGCCAAAGAUGGAUGGAAAAAGAAGAGGCCUUCUCUUUGCGCGAGGCCAUAGAAACAAUGGACAUCCGGGAUGGCUCCAAAGACCCCGUCGACGACGAUAGCCGCAUCUAUGAUGCCGCUCUGAACGAAGCCGCAGAACUGGUCUGGCAGCACCAACAUGGAUACCGGCAACCCCAGCCAGACGGGCCAUAUCGCUACAAACCUCAUCUUAGAAAGAACAGCUAUGCCCAUGCCCGAACCGCAAGCGUCGGCCGAUAUGGUGAUGACAUUGCCCCUAGCGGUCUAGGUCGUGAUCAUGGCCCCCGCUCCGUGUCUGGUAGUUCUGCAGACAGCUCUGGAUCUGUACCUGGUAAUCGAGCAUCGUCAGAUUCCGCCCGUCCUGCUGCGACUUUUACGAGGCCAACCAAGCCGUACGGUAGCGUCGGCGCUGGCUUCCGCCGCCGCAGUAGUCUCAAGAGGAAUAUCAGCGGGGAUGUGGAGCGUCCAUUCUCAGGCGAUCAAAUCUGGGAAGAACCAGAAGGCUCCGUGAAAAGGGGACUGGUUUCUUCUUCUGGGGGCCGCGCGUCGCCAGACAAGCUUAGCAGUAUCCCCCAGAAUCCUCUCAACAGAUCGUCGAUGAACCAAGCUUCGAGCAGUGGAAUGCCGUUGACCAAGCCUCUUAAUACCGUCGAGAUCCAUCGCAAUCCUCCAUCUCAGUCGCGGAACGCAUUUUACACCACCAACUCUCAACGGUCUAAAGUUGAGCCGGAGCCCAUGGCGGAGCGCAAGAACGGGGUAGAGAUUCGCAGUGACGAUAUUCGUGCUGCCACAGGCUUCAGGUUGAAAGACCGUAGCGCAAAGCUGCCAGAACCGACCGCCGUUAGCGACAGUCCUGGACGGCCGAUUGUAAGCUUUGAUACUAAUUGGCAACCGCCUGAGGCGUCCGCUGAUGUCAGCCCAGACCGGCAACCCAAAAGCUCGCCGCUCAACAUCAAGGUCAAGCCGCAGCAGAAGCCGUCCGAAUCUAUGGCAAUCCCUAUCAUCAAUGUUGCGGAAGUCGACCCGCCGAGGCCACUGCCAACGCCAUCUGCGAAUAUUCCAUCGAUCUCAGUAGCCGGGUGCGAUGACGCCCCGAGGAAGAAGGAUGCUGCUCCGACAAAUACACCCACGAUUGCCGUUGAAGAUAUCUCGGCGACCGAGAACGUGCCUUCCAUCGUGACAUCAGGUGCAAAACAGACAGGCCGCUCACGGCCCCUGCCUGCUCCAACACCAUCCCAACCUAAGGCACGCAAAGGUCAGAUGCCUCGCGGCCACUGGUCUCCCGCUAUUGGCAGUAUCGGAAGGCCAACCACAACGUGCCAUGAAUGCGGCUUCCCCAUUGAGGGAAGAUUUGUGGCACUGAGCGGCUCCCAAGAGCGCUUCCACCCUCAAUGUUUCAGCUGUUUUGCUUGUGGGACCAGCCUGGAGGCCAUGGAGAUCAGCCCUGAGCCAGAGUCGCAGCGAAAAGCACGCCUCGAGCGCAUUCGCCGUCGCCAGGCAGGAGAAAUACUGGAUGAGGUGGCGGGCAUGACGAUGGAAGAAGAUGGAGAUGAACGACUCCGCUUCUAUUGCCACCUAGAUUGGCAUGAACUGUUCGCGCCGCGCUGUAAGCACUGCCAGACGCCGAUUCUUGAUGAGCAUAUUGUUGCCCUCGGUGAGCACUGGCACUACGGCCAUUUCUUCUGUGCAGAGUGCGGUGAUCCCUUUGAGCAUGGCAUGACUCACAUCGAGAAGGAUGGCUACGCGUGGUGCAUCAAGUGUCAGACCAAGCGAACAGAACUAAGGGCGCCAAAAUGUAAGAUGUGCAAGACGGCAGUGAUUGGUCAGUACAUUCAAGCGCUCGGCGGCGAGUGGCACGAGCACUGCUUCCGUUGUGCUCAAUGCGAAGGGGGGUUUGUAGAUGGUCAGAUUUUCACCAAGGAAGUCAAAGGGGUCAUGGUUGUGCUUUGUACGGACUGCCGGACGCGUGAGCUCAAGGCAUGA
Molecule: messenger RNA, 2403 nt
Organism: Metarhizium album ARSEF 1941
Lineage: Eukaryota; Fungi; Ascomycota; Sordariomycetes; Hypocreales; Clavicipitaceae
Product: LIM domain protein
Exons: 2
Coding region: 1-2403 (800 amino acids)
Source: RefSeq, a predicted model, not a curated record